Messenger RNA from Bactrocera neohumeralis, 1373 nucleotides. RefSeq names its product jerky protein homolog-like. NCBI's taxonomy places the organism in Eukaryota, Metazoa, Arthropoda, Insecta, Diptera, Tephritidae. Bases 1 to 1320 code for a protein of 439 amino acids. The transcript is spliced from 4 exons. Gene Ontology annotation, molecular function: DNA binding. The record is from RefSeq and is a predicted model, not a curated record. Gene Ontology annotation, cellular component: nucleus.
AUGGAUUUUGAGGACUGGGGUUUUGUGGGUCUGCUUGUUGGUAUGGUUGGGAUUGCGAAGGUGCUUCAUUGUACAAUUAAAGAAAAUUGCCUUGAUUUCAAUGCCAGUGAUGGCUGGCUCCAAAAUCAAAGAGAGAUAUGGCGUUCGGUUGCUCCAAGUUUCUGGGAAAAAACUAUCUUCACAGCCCCAGUUGGUCGAUCCAUUCAAAAAAGCUCUAAAGACGAAAAUGGAAGAGCUUGGUUUAACCCGGGAGCAAGUUUACAACGCCGACGAAUCCGGUUUAUUUUGGAAACUUUUACCACAAAGACGUAUGUAUCAUCAUUAGAAAAAACAGCCCCAGGAGCAAAGAUGGAAAAGCAAAGAAUAACAUUCUUGUGCUGUUCAAAUGCGGAAGGAUCACAUCAACUCAAGCUCCUUGUGAUAGGCAAGGCCAGAAACCCCCGUUGUUUUAAGGGGUUUGACUGCCCUGUUCAUUAUCGACAUUCAAAGUCCGCUUGGAUGACUGCCGCUAUCUUCAAAGAUUGGUUCCAUCGUUCAUUCAUACCUGAGGUAACGAAAUUUUUCACAAAAAAAGGUCUACGAGUUAAGGCUGUCCUUUUAAUUGAUAACGCUCCAUCGCAUUCACCUGAGAAUGAACUUAAAAGUGAAGACGGCUCUAUUUUAGCAAUGUUUAUGCCACCCAACGUCACCCCCCUUAUUAUACAACCCAUGGACCAAAAUGCAAUCAGGAUUACAAAACUUUAUUACAGAAACAGUCUUUUGGCUUCCGUUGCUGCAACAAGAUGUGACUUGCUAGAGUCUAUGAAGCAAAUUUCACUUAAGGACGCUAUUAUUACCCUUGAAUCUGCAUGGAAUAAAGAGGAUGAGGCUGUGCUAUCAAAAUGCUGGAACAAUGUUUUGAGUAUGCUUGAAAAUCAAGAAGAUCCUGAAGAUGAAAUUCCUUUGAAUAUCCUUCGAAGGAACUUGAAUAUGAAUGUGGGAUACUUGGAGCAGAGCGCAGCCAAUUUUUUACAAAACUUGAGACCUGAGAUUGGAAUCUCUGCUUGCGGCGUUAGAGAAUGGAACGAGGAUGCUAUUGAAUUCAAUGAAAAUGAAAUACAAGAAAUAUCCGACGAAGAUGACUAUACUGUAGAGUCGCAAAAGACGAUUACAGCAAGAGAAGCUAUUGACAUAUUUAAUAAUGCUUUGGAAUGGCCUGAAAGUGAAAUGGUUGAACAAAGGGAAUUAAAUGUAUUAAAUAACCUAAGGGAAAAAGCAAUUUUUAAGGUGGUUGAACAAAAGAAACAGCAAAAGAGGAUUACCGAUUUUUUUCCAAAAUGAGCUUCAAUUUUUUAUAAAAUUAAAAUAUGUAUAAUAUGAAAUUGUAUCUAAAC